UGAUAUCUUUGCCUCUGAUAUUAAAAUGAUUCAGACAGCAGUUGAACCAACAGUCUUGAGAGACAUACACAAUUCAUACCAAAAGAACAUGGAUGCUGAAGAGUUGGAAAACAUUUUCUUAUUAGUGCUGGUCACUCUUCUCAGCAUUGUUCAGAAUGUAUUCUUUGCACUGAAGGUUGAGAAAGAGUGUAAAGGCCAUAAUUCAAAACAACAUUCUGCAGAUUUUGAGCGUUUGUCAUGUGCCAAUCGAAACUGCAUGGAUACUUACCCCACAUUCCUGGCAGUACUGUGGUGCGCUGGUAUCUGCCUCAGUCAAGCUCCAGCUGCCUUUGCUGGUAUUAUUUAUCUUGUGGUCCGACAGAAGUACUUUGUGGGCUACUUGGGGCAAAGUUGCCAGAGCAUUCCUGGCUUCCUGUUCGGGAAACGUAUCCUCUUCUUCCUGUCACUCAUGUGUAUUGUGGGAAUCAUAAAUUACCUGCUGCUCAAUUACGGUGGCAGUGACUACAAAGACUAUGUUCAGACUAUCACCAAAGCAGCAUCAACCCUCCUGCUCUUGCCCUGAGCUGUGCUACACACAUGUGAUUCCCCUUGAGAUAAAAUAUUGAAGUGCUCUAUGUGAAGACAUUGGUCUUCGGUUUAUGGUUUGUCGGUUAGUCUGAGAAUGUGGCAAGAAAAUUGUGAUGUGUUCUCAGUGAUUAUAACAAACGCGUUUACUUGCAAAAUUAUAUGUACAUGUUAAAUUCCUUUACAACGAAUAUCAGAGGAAACAAAAAGGUUAUUACUAUUAACUAUUCCAUGUGUAAAAAGGUAUUUGAAGAAAUGUUUUAAAGGAAUGAAUGGAGCACAUUUGCAUAGAAUGACCGAUGGGGAAAGCCUUAAAGGGAUAGUUCACUCAAAAAAGAAAAUUCUGUCAUCAUUCAUUCACCUUCAUGUGUUCCAAACCAGUAUGACUUUCUUCCAUGGAACAAAUAGAAAAGAUGUUAGGCAGAAAGUUAGUCUCAGUCACCAUUCACUUUCAUUGUAUGGAAAAAAGAUGCAAUAAAAGUGAAUGGUGACUGAGACUGCUCAUUCUGCCUGUCAUCUCCUUGUGUGCUUCAUGGAAGAAAGUCCUACAGAUCUGGAAUAACAUGAGUGUGAGUAAAUGAUGACAGAAUUUUCAUGUUUCUGCAAACAUCGCUUAAAUUGUUUUAAAUAGUAUUGUAACUCCUGUAAGUUGUUAUUAUUAGUUAAUAAUGAGGUUUUACAAAAUUUACUCUUUUGCUCCUGCAGAAUUAUAAUUAAGACAAAUUCUUAUUAUCUCACAGCUUUAUGAUCUUUUGUAUUAUUGCUAGAUUUGGCGAAAGAUGAAAUAAUUUUUUUGCAGUAAAACAUUGUUUUAAGUGAGUGUUUCCCAACCUUGUUUGUCUUAUCUAUACACCACAGGCUUAUAUGAUAAUGGAUAUAAUUUACAGUACUUAUCAUUAUCAUUCAUAUUAUUUUUAGAGAUGUGCACAAGUAACUGAUUAACCAACUCGUUCAGCUUUAAAAAUCUGAGUAGAAAAAAACACUACUCAAAUAUUGCAAUUUAAUUUUCCUUUGUGCUUUUGCCUGCUAUGAGCAACAUUAAAACUGCUUCUCUCA
This is a messenger RNA of Myxocyprinus asiaticus (Chinese sucker), 1620 nucleotides long. RefSeq names its product arachidonate 5-lipoxygenase-activating protein-like. Gene Ontology annotation, cellular component: nuclear envelope; membrane; endoplasmic reticulum. The transcript has 5 exons. The record is from RefSeq and is a predicted model, not a curated record. Gene Ontology annotation, molecular function: glutathione transferase activity; leukotriene-C4 synthase activity; enzyme activator activity. Lineage: Eukaryota; Metazoa; Chordata; Actinopteri; Cypriniformes; Catostomidae. Bases 26 to 562 code for a protein of 178 amino acids. Gene Ontology annotation, biological process: leukotriene biosynthetic process.